GAUUUUACUUAUUAACUUCAACGCCCGCUCCUCCAAGAUACAACUUUCUUCUUCCCUCUCACCUCGUAUUUUUUCACUUUCAACGCUUUUCUAUACCUGUGUCUCACACGGUAUAUUCAAUUCACCUUCGUCUGCUUGCUUCAUUGCUUCGCAGACUCUUGCUCGAUUGAGCUUUCCUUCCUUCGACCUUGUUCGCAAGAAUAUAUCGAUAGACCGAAACCAACCCAGCCUGCAAAGGUGACAUCCUUCAAGAUGGCUUCCGACGAGGAGAAGAACUCCAAUAACUACAUCAGCAAUGCUGGCUCUACCGACAAGUACCUGGCCGACAACGGCGACGUCGCGGCCGGCCACACUAUGGACAACGCUGAUGGUCUACACCGUCUCCUCAACAACAGACAGAUCCAGCUCGUUGCCAUUGGUGGCUCCAUUGGUACUGCCCUCUUCGUGAGUAUCGGUGGUGGUCUCGCCCAGGGUGGUCCCCUCGGCUUGUUCCUCGCCUAUACAAUCUACUCUGGUAUCCUCGCAUGUGUGAACAAUGGUGUCGCCGAGAUGAGCACGUACAUGCCCGUUUCUGGUGGCUUUAUCCGUCUCGCCGGUCAUUGGGCCGAUGACGCUCUUGGUUUUAUGGCUGGUUGGAACUUCUUCCUCUACGAAGGUCUUCUGAUUCCAUUCGAAAUCACCGCCAUCAACCUUGUCCUCUCAUACUGGAGCUCUGAUAUCACGAACCCUGGCCCUACAGCUGGCAUCUGUAUUGGUGUCAUCAUAUUAUACGCUCUUUUGAACAUCUUGGCUGUCAAGGCCUACGGUGAAGCUGAAUUUUGGCUUUCGGGCGGCAAGGUUAUCCUGAUUCUUAUGCUCUUCAGUUUCACUUUCGUCACAAUGGUUGGCGGCAACCCUCAAGGUGAUGCCUAUGGAUUCCGCUACUGGAAGAACCCAGGUGCUUUCUCGGAUGUCAAUGGUAACACUCCUCUUGGUCGCUUCGAGGGCUUCCUCGGUGCCCUCUGGAGCGCCAGCUUUACUGUUGUCGGUCCCGAAUACAUCUCGAUGGUCGCUGCCGAGGCUAAGCGACCCAGUGUCUACAUCAAGGCUGCCUUCAAGACGGUUUACUACCGAUUCUGCUUCUUCUUCAUUAUGGGGUCCCUCGCUGUCGGUAUCGUUGUCCCUUACAACUAUCCUCAGCUCGUCAGGAUUUUUGUUACAGGCGAGGAGGGAAGCGGCACCGCUGCUGCUUCGCCCUAUGUCAUGGCUAUGGACAUCUUGAAGGUCGACGUGCUUCCCCACAUCGUGAACGCGCUCCUCCUUACGUCUAUUUUCUCGGCCGGUAACACCUAUACCUACUGUGCCACUCGAUCGUUGUAUGGUCUUGCUCUUGAGGGUCGCGCUCCCCGAUUCCUGCGAAAGACAACCGCUUCCGGUGUUCCCAUCUGGUGCUUCUGCGUCGUCAUGCUGUUCCCCAUGCUCUCGUUCCUCCAGUGCAGCAGUGGCUCAGCUGAGGUUCUCAACUGGCUCAUUGCCCUGAUGACAGCCGGUGGUCUUAUCAACUACCUUGUCAUGGGACUCACCUUCCUCAACUACUACCGCGCCUGCAAGGCUCAGGGAGUUGACCGAAGCAAGAUGCCGUACUACGGCCGCUUCCAGCCCUGGUGCGCCAUCAUUGGUCUGGUCUUCCAGUUCUGCGUCGUCAUGUGCUACGGUUACAAGUCAUUCAAGCCCUGGGAUGUCGAGAGCUUCUUCAAGAACUACACCAUGCAAAUCGUCGCCCCUUGUCUUUUCAUCUUCUGGAAGCUCUACAAGAAGACUCGCUGGCUCCGUCCCCAUGAGGUCGACCUUACCUGGGAGCGUCCUAUCAUUGACGCUUACGAGAACUCCAUCACAACACCCCCUACUGGCUUCUGGCAGGAGAUGGGAAUGCUCGUUGGCAUCAAGCGUAAGGUGCAUUCGGAUGAGUAGAGGAUGUCACUGUUUACUUUAUGCGAAAUGAAUAAGAGACGACUGCCGGUGCAAUCUACGAGUUCAUAGAACAUGAGACUUUUCUGUACAUAUUAUGUAGUUUGCUGAAAAUAUACCCAAGGCAUAGCUAUGCUUUCUUUUGGAUUCA
Messenger RNA from Fusarium oxysporum Fo47, 2098 nucleotides. RefSeq names its product amino acid permease/ SLC12A domain-containing protein. Gene Ontology annotation, molecular function: amino acid transmembrane transporter activity. Gene Ontology annotation, cellular component: membrane. The coding region runs from base 253 to 1950 and encodes 565 amino acids. The transcript is spliced from 2 exons. Lineage: Eukaryota; Fungi; Ascomycota; Sordariomycetes; Hypocreales; Nectriaceae. Gene Ontology annotation, biological process: amino acid transmembrane transport. The record is from RefSeq and is a predicted model, not a curated record.